AUGCAGCUCCAUCUUCCGUACCGUGAUUCGUUCUCGAGGCCAUCUAUACGGGUUUCUCUAUGCCAGGAUCCUCUGAAACACCCGAGUGUCCAUUCUUUUGAAUGCCCCCGUUGGCCAGGCUGUUCUAUAUGCGGUCCUGGUAAUCCUGGGGUGACUCGGACUGAGAAAAUUGUCCCUUCCGUUCUAACGAGCCACCGAGAGGAAGGAAGCUCAGACCCCCCCUUAAACGAAAACACUAAAGUAUGCAUCAUCGGGGCCGGAAUUGCAGGUCUGUAUCUCGCGCUGAUCUUGCAAGAUCUCGAGAUCCCAAAUCUUUCCUGGGAUAUCCUCGAGGCCAAUCGGGAUCGCAUUGGCGGCCGCAUCUAUACCCAUCGCUUCUCUGAGGCUCACAAUGACUACUAUGACGUGGGCGCAAUGCGGUUUCCGGAUAUCCCCAUCAUGUCUCGGGUGUUUGAUCUCUUUCGCCGAAUGCAAGUGCCAUUGAAGGAAUUCCAUAUGCGGGAGAUAAACACGAAGACGAAGGGCUAUGAUAUCUCCAAGACCGAAGAUAGCCCAUCUGCCAAAAUUCUCAGUCAAUCCUUCGGUCCAUACAAAAAGGCCAUGCAAAAGGACUUUGUGCAGGGGUUCCAGAUCCUAAUGGAGGCCGAUGCAAUGAGCACCCGCGAAUACCUCCGAGGGAGUCAAAAGUUAGAUUUUACGACAAUCCAGUCUGCCGAGAACGACACGACUGGCACAGGCAUGUUUGAUCAAGCCUUUUCAGAGAGUGUCAUGGACUCCUUCGAUCUCGAUCAACCUAUGCCAGGGCUCCAGGGCAGUGGGGCAAGCAUGGAAUGGUAUUCUGUGGAUGGCGGCUCUUCAGUGGUGAUUGAGCGAAUGCGCCAACAAAUCAACAGAAACAGCACCAUCGAGCUCGGGAAACAAGUUCGUCGCAUCGCCAUCAAUCGUAGCGCCGAUCUAUCGGUCUCAUGUGCGGGCGAGGAAAAGGCUCGCGAUGGGUAUGCGACGGUUUUCAGCACUACUCCAUUGGCAUGCCUGCAGCGCAUCGAUACUGGAUCACUCCACCUUAAUCCUAUUCAAAAAGAAGCCAUCCGGUGUUUGCGGUACGAAGACUCUACUAAGGUGGGUAUCAAGUUUGCAUAUCCGUGGUGGAUCGUAGACUGCGGGCUUCGAGGGGGCGGUAGUGCCUCGUCGACCCUCCCCUCACGGACCUGCGUCUACCCGUCGCAUAUCGCCGAGGAGGACUGGAACCAGCCAGCCGUACUGUUGGCCUCUUAUACCUGGGGACAAGAUGCCACUCGCAUGGGGGCUCUGAUAAAUCCGUCCUCUGCUGAUGGGGGUGAGGAUGAGGGGGAUGAUCUGCUAGAUCUUGUCCUCCGUGAUCUUGCUCAACAACAUCAGCAGCAUGGAAUCACGUAUGAGAAGUUGCAAACUUUGUACCGGGAUCACCAUGCCUUCUGCUGGGGCAACUCGCGCUUUUCGUCGGGGGCCUUUGCGCUGUUUGCCCCGGGACAAUUCACCAAUCUCUAUCCUUCCUUGUCUCUCCCAGCAGCCGAUGGCAAAUUCCAUAUUGUAGGGGAGGCCGCUAGUGUCCAUCACGGGUGGGUGGUUGGCUCGCUGAACAGUGCAUAUGUGGCGAUCUAUCGAUUCUUGCUUCGAUAUGAACAAAAGCGGGCCAUCCGGAAGCUGAAGAAGAACUGGGGAAGCGUGCACGAGUUGGAUCUCGCGGGCGUUGCUCGUCUUGAUGAGUGGUUAUGA
Penicillium concentricum is the source of this 1755-nucleotide messenger RNA. RefSeq names its product flavin monoamine oxidase family protein. Gene Ontology annotation, molecular function: L-amino-acid oxidase activity; polyamine oxidase activity. The transcript has a single exon. The record is from RefSeq and is a predicted model, not a curated record. The coding region runs from base 1 to 1755 and encodes 584 amino acids. NCBI's taxonomy places the organism in Eukaryota, Fungi, Ascomycota, Eurotiomycetes, Eurotiales, Aspergillaceae. Gene Ontology annotation, biological process: amino acid catabolic process.